GUCCGGUGCUGAAGCUCGGCCCGGCGUCGCCGCAAGAGCGCGAGAGGCGCGGCGGGAGGAGCCGGCGGCGCGCGCCUCCCUGGGCCCGGACUCGGCCGCCUCCCGCCGCCUCCCGCGCGGCCAUGGACUGAGCGCCGCCGGCCAGGCCGCGGGGAUGGGGCCGCCGCUCCCGCUGCUGCUGCUGCUACUGCUGCUGCUGCCGCCACGCGUCCUGCCUGCCGCCCCUUCGUCCGUCCCCCGCGGCCGGCAGCUCCCGGGGCGUCUGGGCUGCCUGCUCGAGGAGGGCCUCUGCGGAGCGUCCGAGGCCUGUGUGAACGAUGGAGUGUUUGGAAGGUGCCAGAAGGUUCCGGCAAUGGACUUUUACCGCUACGAGGUGUCGCCCGUGGCCCUGCAGCGCCUGCGCGUGGCGUUGCAGAAGCUUUCCGGCACAGGUUUCACGUGGCAGGAUGACUAUACUCAGUAUGUGAUGGACCAGGAACUUGCAGACCUCCCGAAAACCUACCUGAGGCGUCCUGAAGCAUCCAGCCCAGCCAGGCCCUCAAAACACAGCGUUGGCAGCGAGAGGAGGUACAGUCGGGAGGGCGGUGCUGCCCUGGCCAACGCCCUCCGACGCCACCUGCCCUUCCUGGAGGCCCUGUCCCAGGCCCCAGCCUCAGACGUGCUCGCCAGGACCCAUACGGCGCAGGACAGACCCCCCGCUGAGGGUGAUGACCGCUUCUCCGAGAGCAUCCUGACCUAUGUGGCCCACACGUCUGCGCUGACCUACCCUCCCGGGUCCCGGACCCAGCUCCGCGAGGACCUCCUGCCGCGGACCCUCGGCCAGCUCCAGCCAGAUGAGCUCAGCCCUAAGGUGGACAGUGGUGUGGACAGACACCAUCUGAUGGCGGCCCUCAGUGCCUAUGCUGCCCAGAGGCCCCCAGCUCCCCCCGGGGAGGGCAGCCUGGAGCCACAGUACCUUCUGCGUGCACCCUCAAGAAUGCCCAGGCCUUUGCUGGCACCAGCCGCCCCCCAGAAGUGGCCUUCACCUCUGGGAGAUUCCGAAGACCCCUCCAGCACAGGCGAUGGAGCACGGAUUCAUACCCUCCUGAAGGACCUGCAGAGGCAGCCGGCUGAGGUGAGGGGCCUGAGUGGCCUGGAGCUGGACGGCAUGGCUGAGCUGAUGGCUGGCCUGAUGCAAGGCGUGGACCAUGGAGUAGCUCGAGGCAGCCCUGGGAGAGCGGCCCUGGGAGAGUCUGGAGAACAGGCGGAUGGCCCCAAGGCCACCCUCCGUGGAGACAGCUUUCCAGAUGACGGAGUGCAGGACGACGAUGAUAGACUUUACCAAGAGGUCCAUCGUCUGAGUGCCACACUCGGGGGCCUCCUGCAGGACCACGGGUCUCGACUCUUACCUGGAGCCCUCCCCUUUGCAAGGCCCCUCGACAUGGAGAGGAAGAAGUCCGAGCACCCUGAGUCUUCCCUGUCUUCAGAAGAGGAGACUGCCGGAGUGGAGAACGUCAAGAGCCAGACGUAUUCCAAAGAUCUGCUGGGGCAGCAGCCGCAUUCGGAGCCCGGGGCCGCUGCGUUUGGGGAGCUCCAAAACCAGAUGCCUGGGCCCUCGAAGGAGGAGCAGAGCCUUCCAGCGGGUGCUCAGGAGGCCCUCAGCGACGGCCUGCAAUUGGAGGUCCAGCCUUCCGAGGAAGAGGCGCGGGGCUACAUCGUGACAGACAGAGACCCCCUGCGCCCCGAGGAAGGAAGGCGGCUGGUGGAGGACGUCGCCCGCCUCCUGCAGGUGCCCAGCAGUGCGUUCGCUGACGUGGAGGUUCUCGGACCAGCAGUGACCUUCAAAGUGAGCGCCAAUGUCCAAAACGUGACCACUGAGGAUGUGGAGAAGGCCACAGCUUUCGCCACAGGCAGAGCUGCGUGGUCACGGUGGACUGCCCGACCCACAAAGCCUCCGACACUCACUCUCCAGCCCGUUACAGAAACCUUUUCUCAAGAUUGUAGAACAGCAGUUCUGCAAACGGGGCCCCUGAGCACCAGCUGGAGGUCGUUAAAAACGCAGACUCUUGGGCCCCACCCCAGAGGUUCAGAACAUGUCCUGGAGGCAAGGCCAGCAAGCCAUUGGGAGCAGCCCCCAGGGACCUCAAUGGCACUGGAGCCGAGUACCACUCACAGCUGCAGUCCAAGAGCUCCUGAAGACAAACCCCUGCCCCCUGCCAGCUGGGAGCUCCUCCACAGUAGACACUCAGCAAAUGCCUGCUGGCCGGAGCAGCGGCAGGGAAGGUAGACGACUGCAAGGCAUUGGAAACGGCCCCUCUGCAUCAGGAGACACCCUGGGUGCAGGAGGAGGCUUCGCUGAAAAGCAUUGCAACAGCAUUAUCACAUACGUGGAAAUAAGAAUUGCAUCUCAACCCUUCCCUUGCCCUCCACCCAUCUAACAUGCCUCAGCCCUCCUGUGGCCAUAGUAACCUGAACAGUAACUACAGCAGCAGGCUGCUUAGGUGCCAGGUGUAAGAAGAGAAAUUUCAUGAAAACAGGAAAAUAUAGCCUGCUUUUCUCCCCAGCUCUAACCUUUCAACCUAUAACUACUCCCUACUGUAAUUUUUGUGGGAUUUGCUGAUAUUGAAGGAAGAUGAUUGAAAAUCUGCUUAAGAUUUCGUCUUUAUUUCCCGCUUGACAGGCCUAGGGCCCCACUGAGGAAGUGUUUCUCUCUGCAGAGCCCUCAGCCACCCCAUAUGUCCCAGGGAUGUGCUCAAGUCACGAGGACCAGUCCUUUGUGUCACAUCCUGAGGUCCAGAGUCACCUGCCAGCCUUGCCGUCUGCUUGGCAUUAUUAAUUUUCCCAUAAAGUAUACAAUCUGGGUAAGGAUGUAUUCGUAAGGGACUUCACCAGGUGAGAGUCACCACAACUCAGGUGUCAGGUGUGUGUUUUCUAAAGCCGAUCUUAGCGUUAACGUUCUCCUGUAGGGAAAACUACUUUCUGUCUCUCUACAGUGCCUGGUUUUGGAAUUUCUCCACGGUGUUUUGUAAAUGUCUUGUGACACCAGCUGAAAAGGCUGUGUUCCUUUGAGCACUCAGAGCCCUUCCAUACUGAGGAGUUGGGAGGUGGUUGAAGGAAAGGAAGCAGCACAGCUUAGAGCACAUUCUGUGGCAAAACUGCCAGAGAGAGCCUGGGGUAGCCAUGCUGCAGGUCAGUGUGCCUGUCGGCCCUGGCCCUGAGCCUGGCAGCCCAUAUUUAGAGCCUCAUUUCAUCCUGGAGCCAGAAGGGUGGCUGUUUGCAGAGAAGGCCUUGAAUGGAGGGGACUCAUCCACCUCAUGGAAGGUGCCAUCCCAGGCUGGUGGUUGGGAACGGAGAGGGAGGCAGAGGGGGCACACCAUCUUGCUGACGGAGUCUUAUUUUUUGUGAUGCCUCCGAGCCUCAAGACCCCCAAGCUCACAGCCAUUCCUUGCUAGAGAAACAAAGCAGCAUAUUAUGUGAUUUUCAGAGGAAAUAAAUGGAAACAUACAACGUCAUGUCAGAGGGACGUGGGACACAUAGGUAAACUGAGGCAUGGAAAGAAAGCCCGUCCCUGUGUGAGGUUAGAGAGCCAGGGCAGGAUCUUUCCCUGAACGAAACUCUUUGCAUGCAUUCCUGCCCAUCCACCUCUUCCCUUUUAAAAACAUUUUCUUCAAGAAUUGAAUGGCCACAUAAUUUCUUAUUCUAAAAUAAGACAGAAAGACAGUGCCAUUCCCAUGCUCUGGGGUAAUUUCCAUUUUAAAUACGCAAUUUCUCCUCUUUUAAUAGAAGUCAGAUUUCUUUUAUCUGUAAUUAAAUCCAGAAUAUGGUUUUUUUUAAGGUCCUCGUGGAGUUUUGACUUUACUGUUCUGAAAAUGAAUAAGAGUUCUGAGCGUCAGUUUAGUGAACAACUCAACUCAUUAUCCGCUGGUUGUGAAAUACAAAACCUUGGUCUGACCCGUGGGGGCCGUGUGGUGGUGGCAGCCCCUGCCCUCCCCCCGGGUCUGAUGGCUCCAUCUGCCCCGCCAGCCACUGUCUUUCUGGCCGCAGCCCGUUAGCCCAGGGCCCUUUCAGCACUGACCUGAGACUUGGCUCUGACUUGGUCAGAUGACCAUGUGAACACAGCUGCUUCUGGAGGCCCAUAUUCCGCAAACCAUGCCCCUGCUCACUGCAGGAUUCUGCACGUUGCAUUUUGGAGUAAGUCUUCGGUAGACCUUACAGGACUCCCCCAUGAUCUUAUGUCCUUGGUUUUCAUGAAGGGUGCGAGGUAAGAAACUCAUUGAGAAAACUCACCUGAAGCUGCUGAGGAGGCUCCGCCAAGUCUCUCAGCCAGGACACGCCUGAGUGCAUCUUGGGGCCCAUGACCAGGAGAGACGUUGGUGUUCCUGGUGAACUGCAUGGUUCCUGCCACCAGACAGUCAGAGCCACUGCCAUGUCAGGCGUUUCUCUCGUCCCGAGUCGGCAAUCUCACUCCCAGAUUUUGUGCUCACCUGCUUAGCUUCUCUCACCCAGAAGUAUGCCAGAUUACAGUCAAUUACCAGAUGCGCAGCACCAUCUUUCUGCCUUUCUUCCCCUGGAUUACUUGUUUCUCAGCCUUGGUCUUUAUUAAGCUGAGUGUUUAUGCCUGCGCUGCCUGCAGCCCCUUUGGAAGCAGGUGAAGCAUCCAUCAUCCAUAAAAUUGGCCACUCUGUGCCCCAUCCCCAGGAGGCCCUGGCACUCCUUUCCCCAGGGACACCCGACAGCCCAGCAGUCAUCACAGAGCCACGCUGUGACUUGGAGGAGAAUGGGGUUGAGCCAGGAGUCAGUUCUGUUGCGGGGAGGGUGACCCUUUCUCUUCCCUCCCCUGCAAGUAGAAAAUGUCCCCCCCACCAGUCAGCUUCUGGAAAUCACUGGCACAGGGGGGGCUUUGGUGAGUGGGAGAUGACAGAGGCCCUGAGGAGAAGAAAAAGGAGCAUCUGGGGAGGAAGGAGUCCUUGGCGUCCCUCAGACACAGUGUGUAGAUGGCUCUCUUUUUAGCAGCCAGAUUCCAGGAAACAGCUGGACAGGAAACCAUGGGGCAGUGUCCGGCGUGACCAGUGUGUCCAAGCAACCUCACAGCGCUGGGCUCCCCAGGCUCCCCCGGCUCCCCCAUGGCUGUGACCCCAGUCUCUGGCCCCACAGCUCCCUCAUGCACCUCCCAUGCUCUCCCGGGGGCUGUGGCUGUCCUGGGCAUCUCGUCUUGGUCGUCUGGGUAACAGGUCCUGAGAGACGUCCCCAGGAGAAUGCUGUGCAUGUCCCGGGCUCUCCAGCUGCUUCUGAGCCCUGGACUUGGACACCCAGCACAUGUUCAGGUUGCCAGAGUCAAUGCGGUUAAACCCCAACUUGCUCGGGAUGCCUGUUUGUUAGAUGAACUAUGUGGAAUUCACCCCAGGUUUCUCUGUCCUCGUAUGUGGGAAGGUUUGUACUUAGAGGCUGAGACCUCGUCGCCUCUAGCAGCAGGCACAGGCCCCUGCAUGGCCACAUUCUGCUGAGAUGGUCCCUGCUGGUGGAAUUGUGGUAUCUCACUGAGCAUGUGUGUUGUCUUGCUGUAUGAGCCCGUGUCUCACUGUGUGUGUGAGUGAUUGUAUGUAGUGUGUGUCUCUCACUGAGUGUGUCUCACUUUCUGAGCACAUACAUAUGUGUGUAAGUGUGUAGAAUGGUCAUUAGCUAAUUGGUAUUAGGUUUUGUCGUGGUUGCCUUCUGGAAACUCUGUAGGGCACCCCAUUCCCUGACCUGCUGUGUCCAGAAUGGGUGGGUUCUUGGUCUCACUGACUUCAAGAAUAAAGCCACGGACCCUUGCA
Molecule: messenger RNA, 5792 nt
Organism: Homo sapiens (human)
Lineage: Eukaryota; Metazoa; Chordata; Mammalia; Primates; Hominidae
Gene: PTPRN2
Product: protein tyrosine phosphatase receptor type N2
Exons: 12
Coding region: 155-2266 (703 amino acids)
Biological process (GO): insulin secretion involved in cellular response to glucose stimulus; neurotransmitter secretion
Cellular component (GO): secretory granule; transport vesicle membrane; secretory granule membrane
Molecular function (GO): protein tyrosine phosphatase activity
Source: RefSeq, a predicted model, not a curated record